Poecile atricapillus (Black-capped chickadee) is the source of this 1198-nucleotide messenger RNA. It is a transcript of the gene IL23A, whose product is annotated as interleukin 23 subunit alpha. Bases 25 to 1083 code for a protein of 352 amino acids. Gene Ontology annotation, molecular function: cytokine activity. Gene Ontology annotation, cellular component: interleukin-23 complex; extracellular region. NCBI's taxonomy places the organism in Eukaryota, Metazoa, Chordata, Aves, Passeriformes, Paridae. Gene Ontology annotation, biological process: positive regulation of T-helper 17 cell lineage commitment; positive regulation of T cell proliferation; immune response. The record is from RefSeq and is a predicted model, not a curated record. The transcript is spliced from 4 exons.
CGGUGCCGGUACCGGUGUGUGUGGAUGUCGGUGCCGGUGCCGGUGUCGGUGUGUGUGGAUGCCGGUGUGUGUGGAUGUUGGUACCGGUGCCGGUGCUGGUGUGUGUGGAUGUCGGUGCCGGUGCCGGUGCCGGUACCGGUGUGUGUGGAUGUCGAUGUCGGUGCCGGUGCCGGUGCCGGUGCCGGUGUGUGUGGAUGUCGGUGCCGGUGCCGGUGUCGGUGUGUGUGGAUGUCGGUGUCGGUGCCGGUACCGGUGUGUGUGGAUGUCGGUGCCGGUGCCGGUGUCGGUGCCGGUGUCGGUGUCGGUGCCGGUGCCUCCCAUCCCGUCGGGAACUGCCCCGGGUUUUCCUGCCCGUCCCAGCCCGUCCCGGUGCGGCGGGGCUCAGCCCGGGGACCCCGGCCCGGUAUCGGUUCUGCUUUCGAGGGGAGGCGGCGGCGAUUUCCAGGGGCGGGAGCCACCUGCCCCGGGAUUCCCCACCUGCCGCCGCCCCAUAAGAGCCCGGUGGCGGCGCCGGUGGCGGCACAGACCGACCGACCUACGAUGGCUCCGCUCCGCCGCCUCUGCCUCCUCCUGGCUCUGCUGCUGCCGCCUCCCGCUGUACCGGCACCGGCACCGGCCCCGGCCCCGCUCCGCCGGCCGGACUGGGCCGCCUGCCGGAUCCUCUCCCGGGAGCUGUCGCGGCUGCUGGCGGCCGUCAAAGAACCGCCCUCGGCGCUGGACGGGAUGCUGCUGCUGGAGGAGGACCCCCAGAAUUGGCCCCCCCGGAUCCGCUGCAGCGACGCCUGCGACCCCCUGACCCUGGAGACCAACAACACGCGCUGCCUGCAGCGGAUCCGCCAGGCGCUCCAGCACUACCGGGACCUGCUGGGCUCCGACAUCUUCCAGGACCAGCCCCAGCCCCAGCUGGAGACCACCAUGGAGCAGCUGCUGCGCCACGUCCAGGAGGGGCACGGCCGCCCACCCCGGCACCCCCUGGCUCCCACCGCGGUCUGGGCGCGGCACCUGGCGCGGCACCUGGCGCUGAAGCGGCUCCGCUCCUUCGCCGCCGUCAUCAGCCGCGUCUUCAACCACAGCGCCCGCUGAGCCCUCCGGACACCGCCCCCCAGCCCUUAUUUAUUCCCCCUCGCCGAGGGGUUAUUUAUGAUGUGUUAUUCCCCCUAUUUAUCUCGGGUAUUUAUGAGUUUCUAAUAAAGCUCCG